This is a messenger RNA of Cuscuta campestris, 1349 nucleotides long. The record is from the annotation of a GenBank genome assembly. NCBI's taxonomy places the organism in Eukaryota, Viridiplantae, Streptophyta, Magnoliopsida, Solanales, Convolvulaceae.
GUCGUAUAAAAAGCCUUCUGGUUUGCCGAUUUUAGAGGGGGAAAAAAGGAGGAAGGUUUUAGAGUUGUGUAGUUCGAUGGGAGCGGAGGAUGAAUUGUUAUUUGACAAGUUGAUGGUCAGCGGCGGCGGCGGCGGCGGCGAGUGGAAGGACAUACCGGCGGAGUUGCUGGUGAGGAUUGUGUCACUGGUGGGUGAUGAUCGGACGGUUAUUGUUGCUUCUGGGGUUUGCUCUGGCUGGAGAGAUGCCCUCUCUUGGGGCCUCACCCAACUUUCCCUUUCUUGGUGCAACAAGGAGAUGAACAAUUUGGUGUUGUCAUUUGUGUGCAAGUUCACAAAGCUGAGGGUUCUUGUUCUGAGGCAAGCCUCCCCCCAGCUUGAGGACAAUGCGGUCGAGGCCAUCUCAAACCUUUGUCGCGAAUUGAGAGAAUUGGAUUUGAGGAAGAGCUUUAAGCUGACCGACCGCUCUCUCUAUGCUCUUGCCCAUGGCUGCCCAAACCUCUUGAGGCUAAACAUAAGCGGGUGCUCGGCUUUCACUGAUGCUGCCAUUGCGUACCUCUCUGAGCAUUUCACUAAGCUUCAAGUCUUAAAUAUGUGCGGUUGCGUUAAGGGUGCUACCGAUUUUGCCCUCAAGGCGAUCGGAUACAACUGCAAGAGGUUGAGGACGGUGAAUCUAGGGUGGUGCGACAAGGUUGGAGACGAAGGGGUGAUGAGCUUGGCAUAUGGCUGCCCUGAGCUAAGGGCACUUGACUUGUGUGGGUGCGUCCUAAUCACGGACGACAGUGUGAUUGCCCUGGCCAACAACUGCCCCCACCUCCGAUCCCUCGACCUCUACUUCUGCCAGAACAUAACUGACCGAGCCAUGUACUCUCUUGCCCGGAAGCACAAGAUAUGGCGGUCACCACCACCACCACCACCACCAUCAUCAUCAUCCAUGGAGGUGGAGGAGCAGAAGGAGGGGGAGGAGGAGGGGCUGAUGAAUCUGAACAUCAGCCAGUGCACCGCCCUCACGCCGCCAGCGGUCCAGGCGGUGUGCGACUCCUCCCCUGCCCUCCACACCUGCCCGGGACGCCAUUCCCUCAUCAUAAGCGGUUGCUUGAAUCUGACCUCCGUGCACUGCGCGUGUGCCGCACUGCACGCGCACCGACCCCACACUGCACUCCCUCCCACCUGUUGAACUAAUUGUUUCCAAACUCUACUGGUUCAUCCAUGUGUGUGUGUGUGAAUAAUAUAUGUUCUCUGUUAAGUGAGCUUUGGAUGAGGAGUUUUUAUGAUGUUGAAUCUUCUUCGUUGUCAUUGUUGCCAUGCCAGAACUUCUCUGGUUAUAUUGAAAAGAAAAAGGAACCGGGAAA